Molecule: messenger RNA, 762 nt
Organism: Colossoma macropomum (tambaqui)
Lineage: Eukaryota; Metazoa; Chordata; Actinopteri; Characiformes; Serrasalmidae
Product: regulator of G protein signaling 9 binding protein
Exons: 3
Coding region: 1-762 (253 amino acids)
Biological process (GO): G protein-coupled receptor signaling pathway
Cellular component (GO): neuron projection
Source: RefSeq, a predicted model, not a curated record
AUGCCACUCUCUAAUACGAAGGUUGCUGAUGAAGGAACGUCUGCACAUCCCCUGCAAGAGGGGCAAGCCACGGUGGACUCCCUCACAAAGGUGGUGGCAUGUUACCGGCACCUGGCCUCCUGCAUCGGUAGCUCUACAGACAGUGUGAGUCUGCGGCAGGAGCUCCGUCAGACCAGAGAGCGUGCUCAGACACUCGCACUGUCCUGCCGCAACCAUCUAACUGCCCGACUGCGGGACAAAGCGCUGUCUGAGGAGGAGAGGAAAGAGACAGAGCUGCAGUGGGUGGCCUUCUCCUCCUGCCUGGAGCUCUUCCACGCAGACAUGUGCAAGGUCUACCACAUCGGCAACUGUUUCUCAGUGGCCAAAAACAGUGCUAUGGUGCAGACUGGCAUGCAGGGAGGUGCCACUGAAGUAGCAGCCCGUGCCCUGAGCAUGCCUGACCUGCAAGAGCACAGUGAUGUGCAGACAGCCAGCAUGGAGGGCCUGGACCAGAGCCAGCUGGAGCAGGAGAUUGCACAAGUGGACUGCACUCUGGAGGACAUGGAGAUGAAGGUCAACGUGCUGCGCUGGACAGUGGAAGCAAGAGGACCUCAGUAUGCUGAUCCAGUUAGCGCUGACAGUGCGUCGCUAGCACUCCUGUCUGUCGAUGAAGAUGUGUCUGGGAGCUUUUGUGACCGCAGCCAGAUGUUUGUGGUGCUGCUGCUGUGUGGCGUGGCCGUCGUUGCCGUGGUGCUCUCUGUGUGUGUGGUGUUUCUGGCCUGA